Hippocampus zosterae (dwarf seahorse) is the source of this 4381-nucleotide messenger RNA. RefSeq names its product cadherin 2, type 1, N-cadherin (neuronal) (gene cdh2). The record is from RefSeq and is a predicted model, not a curated record. The transcript has 16 exons. Gene Ontology annotation, biological process: multicellular organism development; calcium-dependent cell-cell adhesion; homophilic cell-cell adhesion. Gene Ontology annotation, cellular component: neuron projection; plasma membrane; lamellipodium. NCBI's taxonomy places the organism in Eukaryota, Metazoa, Chordata, Actinopteri, Syngnathiformes, Syngnathidae. Gene Ontology annotation, molecular function: cadherin binding; calcium ion binding. The coding region runs from base 343 to 3069 and encodes 908 amino acids.
CAGUUUAGUGUUGAGGGAGCUCACUCUUCGGCUAGUUUAGCGACGUGUGACCAGCAGGGAGAGACACUGAGAGACGCAUUUAGAGUGGAGUGGACCAGUGGCUCGUCUUUUGUUGCGUCGGAGUGAAGGAAGCAAAGGAGAGAGAAGAGGAGGAGAGUUCGAGCAGCCUCAGUACCAGCCAGUGCUUCUCCAGGAUAACACUCCACGGAGGAGGCUGCUUCAGCCGAAGACGCCGCUUAGCCGUUGGUCUUAAAAAAUCGGCUUUUCACCCCCCAGAUUUUGUUUUUCGACCAACGUGUGGGAUUGUGGUCGUGGUUUCGAAGAGGAUUUAAGACAACAGAAAUGUACCGACGACGGGAGGGCAGCGGCGGGCUGCUUCUGCUGACGCUCUUGGCAGUGCUGCAGAUUGCAGCAGAGUGCGGAGUCAUCUCACCCUGCAGGCCUGGCUUCUCUGAAGAUGUAUACAAGGUUGGCUUGCCAGAUAUCAUCGAGAAGGGACAGCCCCUUUUCACUGUGAGGUUUGUCGACUGCAGCCGAGGGGGUCUUGUGCGUUUCGAAUGCAAUAACCCAGAGGACUUCAGGAUAGAAGCCAACGGGGUGGUCUACGCUGCCCGGGAUCUGCAGCUCUCUGGACCCCAGACGUCAGCGCUGCUGAUCAAGGCCAUUGAUGACACGACUCAGCAACAGUGGAUAACCCUUGCCAGACUGACACCCUCCACCCAGCAGGUCAUGGAACUCGCUUCGGAUCCGGCCGUGUCCACCGAUUUGAAGGAAAUAACAUUUCCAUCACGGAACUUGGACAGCCAGCUGAAACGCAUGAAGAGAGACUGGGUUAUUCCCCCAAUCAAUGUCGCGGAGAACUUGCGAGCUCCUUUCCCACAAGAGCUUGUUCGGAUCCGCUCGGACCACGACAAGAACCGAUCUCUGCGAUACAGCGUGACAGGCCCUGGCGCUGACCAACCUCCCACUGGCAUCUUCCUCAUCGAUCCGAUCUCUGGCGAACUCUCGCUGAACAAGCCGCUGGAUAGAGAGCAUAUUCCCAAUUUCCAUCUGAGAGCUCAUGCGGUGGACCUGAAUGGAAACCAAGUAGAAAAUCCCAUUGACAUUGUGAUCAAUGUGAUUGACAUGAACGACAACAGGCCCGAAUUCAACCACCCCAUCUGGAACGGCACCGUCCCUGAGGGCUCCAAGCCAGGCACAGUUGUCAUGACGGUAACAGCAGUCGAUAAAGACGAUCCCAAAACUUCUAAUGGCAUGAUCCGCUACAAGAUCUUGUCUCAGACUCCAGACAGUCCCACCUCCAAUAUGUUCACCAUCAAUAAUAAAACGGGAGGCAUCAUUACUGUGGCAGCAGGCUUGGACAGAGAGAAAGUGCCUCAGUACAUGCUGAUCGUCCAGGCCACUGACAUGGAGGGCAGCCCCAUUUACGGCCUCUCCAACACAGCCACCGCCGUGAUCAGAGUCACCGACAUCAAUGACAAUCCGCCAGAGUUCACAGCUGACAUGUUUUUCGGCGAGGUGCAAGAAAACCGCGUGAAUGUGAUUGUGGCCAACCUGACGGUGACUGACAAAGACCAGCCCAACACUCAGGCCUGGAACGCCGUCUACAAAAUCACUGGGGGCGACCCCACCGGCAGGUUCUCUGUGCCCACUGAUCCCACCAAUAACGAGGGCCUGGUGACGGUUGUCAAGCCGAUUGACUAUGAAAUGCACAGGGUAUACGUGCUGACAGUAGAGGCCAGAAAUGAGGAGCCCCUAGCCAGAGGCAUCCACUCUCCCCGUCAAUCCACCGCCACCGUCACCAUACGAGUGCUGGACGUCAACGAGAGCCCUUACUUUGAUCCCAACCCCAAACUCAUUAAACUGGAAGAGGGAAAGCCGGCGGAGUCCAUGCUGACCACCUUCACAGCGCAGGACCCUGAUCGCUUCAUGCAGCAAAUUAUCCGCUACACAAGACUCUCCGAUCCCGCCAACUGGCUGAGGAUUGAUCCAAACAAUGGUAGAAUCACAACAAUGGCCGUUUUGGACCGAGAAUCGCCUUUUGUGAAGAACAGCAUGUACAAUGCCACAUUCCUGGCCACUGACAACGGCAAGCCUUUCGCCACUGGCACUGGCACGCUGCAGAUCUACCUGACGGACAUCAACGACAACGCCCCGAGGGUGUUCCCCCAGGAAGUGGAAAUAUGCGAGAAACCCGAGCCCAACGCCAUCAACAUAACGGCGAUCGACGGUGACUUAAUGCCCAACGCUGGGCCCUUUGCCUUCGAGUUGGCAAACAUGCCCGUCGAUGUUAAGAGGAACUGGACCAUCACCAGGAUCAGUGGUGACUACGCUCAGUUGCGCCUCAAGAUCGGUUUCCUCGAGAGUGGCAUUUACGACCUGCCCAUCAUCAUCACGGACUCUGGAAACCUGCCCUUGUUCAACACCUCCCACCUGAGGGUCAAAGUGUGCCAGUGCGACAUCAACGGCGACUGCACGGACCAGCAGCACAUCAUGGCCGCCGGCCUGGGCACGGGCGCCAUCAUCGCCAUCCUGCUGUGCAUCAUCAUCCUCCUCAUUCUGGUGCUACUUUUUGUGGUUUGGAUGAAGCGCCGCGAUAAAGAACGACAGGCUAAGCAACUCCUCAUUGAUCCUGAGGAUGACGUGCGAGACAACAUUCUCAAGUAUGAUGAGGAAGGCGGUGGAGAAGAGGAUCAGGACUACGACCUGAGUCAGCUCCAGCAACCGGACACUUUGGAACCCGAUGUAAUCAAGCCUGUGGGGAUCAGACGUCUCGAUGAGAGACCGCUCCACCCCGAGCCACAGUACCCGAUGAGGUCAGCCGCCCCACACCCCGGAGACAUCGGAGACUUCAUCAAUGAGGGCCUGAAGGCAGCAGACAACGAUCCCACCGCUCCCCCCUACGAUUCUCUGCUGGUGUUUGACUACGAGGGCAGCGGCUCCACCGCCGGUUCCCUGAGCUCACUCAACUCAUCCAGCAGCGGGGGCGAUCAGGAUUACGAUUACCUGAACGACUGGGGCCCUCGCUUCCGAAAACUGGCGGACAUGUACGGCGGGAGUGAUGACUAAGACCCGAGGGAGGACACGAAAGAAGAAGACCACGACGACGAAAUGAAGGAAAGAUUCCCUGUGGAUGGACUUGGAAUUGUUGCAACUGGACUGUGAGAGAAAAGAAAGGAAAAAAGGAUGCAGAGAUUUUUUUUUCAAAAAACAAAAAAACAAAACUAAACAAAAAAAAAACCCAACCACAACCAACCAACCCGGCUUAUUGUUGUAGUUUCCGCGUACAUAAUGCUUGUGGGCCGGUGGACGCGCACACCAUUCAAGACUGUUGUUGGGUAUUGACUGCGCUCAGUUACACUUGAACUUCACAGUACAGAAGCACUGGGAUAUAAUGUGCCUUUUUGUACAUUUCUUUUGGGAUGGAAAUGAUUAGUUUUAUGUUCAAGGCUUUAAUGGUACUGACUUUUUUUUUUGCAGUGAAUUCAAAGCUAAGUAUGUGACACUCUGGUACGCUUCGAUCACCCCGUUUGUUCUUUCUUUUUCUUUCUUUCUUUCUUUCUUUCCAUUUGUUUGUGAAGGCUUAUUUAAUGAAGGAUCAUCUUUCGGCCCGGAUGGAAAGAACAAUGAAGAGCAGCACUGUAGAGUUUGCGAGACUUGUCUAAAAUAUGCAGCGUAGUCGCAGCGAAGGGAGUUAUGAAUCACCCUUUUGUAGCAGAUUAUUUUCUUUUAUUUUGUCUGGAGUGAUGUAGUACAGUGUUAGACAAAAACAACAAAAAAAACUGUUUUGAUCAAUGUUCACUGAUCAACUUCAUUUGCCUUAGUCAUCAUCUGAUAUUUUGGACUUUUACUUCACUGUAAAAAGAUGUGUGUACAUAAUGUUUUGUUUUCUUUUUAUCUUUUCUUUGGGUGUAGGAUAUGAACAAGUGCAAAAAGUUCCAAAAACUGUAAAUGAUUCAUUUGGACAUCAAAAAUUAACCUUUGUUUUUUUGUGCAUGUUUUUAUCUUUUAAUGACGACGAAACGUACUAAGAAAAAAAAUGGUGCUCCCCAAAUUUAUUUCCAAGAUGGAGGGGAAAAAAUCAGGGUGCCAGUCUAUGUGUAAAAGCUGAGAGAUUUUGUAUGACAAGAUAAUUUGAAAGUAAAAAAAAAAAUGUUUGAAGAAUUGUCGUCUCGUCAGCACAACUGUUGAAUUUGUACCAAAAAAAAAAAGGCGUGGGCGAGGGGGUGUGAGAUGCAAGGCACUGAUUAUUAAAGCUGAGCUUUAAUAGUGAAAACAUUUUGGACUUGAGCUGUGUGGAAAAGCGUUUUGUUCUGCUCAACUAAUUAUCUCUCUCUUACCCAAACUAUCCAAAUAAAAGUCCAGUUUUGGAGCUCAAAAA